AUGGCCACGGCACAGAGUGCAGCCAUUUUGUGGGCUGGGUUUUGGACCGACCCGGAUGACCCCAAAGGCGCUGACAGCCGAACCUCCAAGCAGAAGCUUUUUGAGUUUGCAAGGCUCACAGACCAUCAAACUGUUCAUCCAGCUACGCUUCUUGGAAGGACAAUCGAGGAGCACGGUGACCUGAACAGGUGCUAUAGGGAUGAGAGUGAGAACGAGCUGGCGCAGAACAUGUGGUCAUUGGUCAGCAUGUUCUUUGUGAUUGGAAUGCAGCAGAAGGAGCAAAGCACUGUCGUGGCUUUAGUCAACAAGCAGCUGGAUGGCCCGCGCCCCUUGAAAGCUGCCAUCCUUUUCCAGCAUGAAGUUCCAACCAUCGGGAUGGCUGCCUGGGGUUUGGACUCCUUUUGGUCUCCCCAGUUUUUCCUUAUCGAUUUGAUGGGCACUUGUUCGCAAACUGGACCGGCGCUGCGGCAGCAACUGUUUGAGGGCCUCUCUGUGUGGGCAAUGCAGAAAUGGAGCGAACAUGGGACCCUCGCAGACUUUACCAAGCGCUCGCGCCUUCGUUGGGCCUGCCUCGAUUGCCCCUCGCACAAGUGUCAGCUUGGCCCGAGACUUGCCAACUACGUGGCUCGUGUUGUCAAGGCUCAGGUGGUCCCAGAGCCUAACACGAUGGACAGACACACCUUCGAGACAGCCUUGGAGGUGACGGAGCACCAGAGCAUUGCCGCCAUCAUGGAAGCCGUGAAGGGCUCCAACUUGACGACAGCCACUGCGAUGCUGAGCAAGAUCAAUGGUUCUAUUGCGCAGGAGGUGCGCCAGGGGAUGAGUAAGCUUGACUCUUCGUCGACCUGGUGGAAGAGUUACUUCUCGCGGGAACAGCGUGAAGCUCCGCUGGAGAGAGCUUUGAUGGCCCGAACUCAUGAUCCGAACAUGGACGGCAGAACCCCCCUCCACUUGGCGGCACAGUUUGGACCAACAACCGUGGUGAAGCUGCUAGCAGAGACACCUUUCGUAGAUGUUAACGGGAAGGACCGGGUUGAUAGGACACCUCUUUUCCCUGCUGCCGGCUCUGCGCUGGACACGGCGGAAGUUCUGUUGAAGGCCAAGGCGGACAUCCAUGCAACGGACGCUGACGGAAUGACCCCUCUCUUCUUCGCAGCUAGGGUUGGCUCUAAAACCCAUGUUGAAGUUCUUUUGGCCUAUAAGGCAGAUCUCCAAGCAAGGGACGAUUGGGGGGAAUCUGCCCUUCAUGCAGCAGCGGAGGAGGGCAAUUCGGCUACGGUGAAAGCUCUGCUGAAGGCUAGAGCUGAUGUUCAUGCCACGGAUAAUGAGGGGGAAACUCCCCUCCAUAAAGCUGCCGAGGUUGAUGCGCAAGAGGUAGUGGAAGAGCUUCUGGCAGCAAGAGCCGAUGUCCGUGCGACCAACGAGGAUGAUGAAACGCCGUUGGAAGUGGCUGGCCAGAAUGCUGGAGUUCUCGAGCUUCUUCGAGCUUCUGAAUGA
Messenger RNA from Symbiodinium natans, 1497 nucleotides. The record is from the annotation of a GenBank genome assembly. NCBI's taxonomy places the organism in Eukaryota, Dinophyceae, Suessiales, Symbiodiniaceae.